AUUAAACAAUUUCAAUCAAUACGAAUUUCGAUCUCUGGCCAGCCGGCUGGAGCUACCCGAAGGCAGAACCCCGUUCUGUUUACAUUUGGCGCCCGAGGCAGUUUUAAUUGGAUACUGUAAGGAUAUUUGUACAUAGUUAGGAAAAAGUCUUUAUUUUGUUACAACCAUUAUUUUAAUUUUCUUUUCCAGGGAUAACCGUUGUUUUAGUUUAUUUUCAGCAUCUGAAAGAAUCUGUUUUAGUACACAGUGGGUAGUCAACUUACCAUGAAUUUAACAGGAGAAAAAUUAGGUCCCAGUGACACCGAAGUUCGAGUAGGAUGGGUGUACCAGUUAAAGAAACCAGAACUGAUUACGGCAUUAGCAGAGUUGGAGUUAGACAGUGAAGGCAACGUAGACGAGUUGAGAGCACGACUGGUCAAAUAUUACAGGAGCAAGGAAGCACCUGCAGCAACGUCAUUACUGUUACCGUCGUUUCCGCUGCAAAUGGAGGUGAGCGAGAAGAAAAUUCCUAGGGGUCCACCACCACCAGAAAGUUCAAGAGAGAACCGUGCAACACACCCAGAGGUUGAAACACUUACCGCAGCGCAGAUCUGCGACAAGGUGAGGAAAUGGGGUGUGAAAUUCGAUGGCACUCAAGAUUCUAUGGCUUUCCUGGAAAGAAUAGAUGAACUAAGGGAAUGUUAUGGAUUCACAGAAGCCGAUUUACUUCUCGCAUUACCGGAGUUGUUGAAGGGAAAAGCUCUUCUUUGGUAUCGCAACCAUAAGCAGACCUGGAGGAACUGGACAGACGUCAUUGAAAGUUUCAAGGUAUAUUUCUUACCACAGCGGUACCAAUACACCUUGGAGGAAGAAAUCAGAAACCGCAUUCAACGUUCCCGAGAACCAGCCACCGAAUAUGUGACCGACAUUUUAACGUUAAUGCGACGACAUGGAAAUAUGUCCAACCGCAGCCAAUUAGAAAGGAUACAUGAAAACUUGCAGCCGGAGUAUAAACAUUAUGUUCGACUACGAGAUUUCAACACAUUAACCGAACUGCUGGAACUGGCGGGACAGUUUGAAAAGUUGCCAAGGCUUACAGUUCAGGAAUCAAGACCUACUUCAAGUCAAAGGGUACGUUUUGAUGCAAGACCGUCCAGUCCGGGAAGAACUUGGCAUCCUAGUCCGGGAGUAAAAAUUCCUUACCAGACAGAAGUGGUAUGCUAUCGAUGCGGAGAAAGGGGCCAUACGAGGUUUAAUUGCAGGGGAGUCUUUAAACGUUUCUGUUCACGGUGUGGCCGUCAAAAUAUAUUAUCCAAAUACUAUCAGUGUAGAGACGGGUCAGUGUUCUGCCUUCGGGUAGCUCCAGCCGGCUGGCCAGAGAUCGAAAUUCGUAUUGAUUGA
This is a messenger RNA of Photinus pyralis (common eastern firefly), 1380 nucleotides long. RefSeq lists its product as uncharacterized. The transcript has 2 exons. Gene Ontology annotation, molecular function: nucleic acid binding; zinc ion binding. Bases 265 to 1380 code for a protein of 371 amino acids. The record is from RefSeq and is a predicted model, not a curated record. NCBI's taxonomy places the organism in Eukaryota, Metazoa, Arthropoda, Insecta, Coleoptera, Lampyridae.